AAUAUUCAAUGUCACUGUGUCAUCAUUUGCUCCUCCUUUAUCUGCUAUGAAGUGUUGUAGAUGCAAUGAAAAUGAAGCUGUACUGAGAUGCAGACAAUGUGGUGUGUUGAGAUAUAUUUGUCGAGAAUGCGAUGAUGAUGUCCAUGAGAAUAAUCCUCUCCAUGAUCGAGAAGUGUGGUUGGAUGGUUAUUUUCAAUAUAUCAAGCCAACACAAUCCAUUUCAUCUGAUGGAAAGAUUUGCAGCAUUGAUCGAUCAUGUCCCAUCCUUUACCCAUCAUCAUGUCAGUUGUGUAAUGAACCUAUCAUCAAAACUACCAACAGCUCUCUUGUGAUUAUGAUCACUUGUGAAGGACGAUUUGAUCUUAAUUGGUUCACUGUACAUUGCUCAUCUUGUCAAUGGAAGUGGUCACCAAUUUCUGUUGACAGUAUAAUUGAGAGUGGCUGGUGGCCUGGUAGCCCUGAAAAUUUUCAUUACAUAUUUAGUCAAGAUGUCUUUAAUUUGUGGGAUGCAUUUAGAAAGAGGAUGCCUGGGUCAUCACAAUCUGCUUUUGUAAGAAGUUUGGAAGAUAUUUCCAGCUCUAGAGGAAGGGAAAAUAUUAUCAAUUCAGUCACAUUCAGAAAAUCAUUUGCUGAAUGGAGCUAUUGCCAACAUGAAAUUGACCUUCUUCAUGAGCAGACAUGGAAAAAUUGCCCUCCUUGUAGUAUUGAUCAACAUUCAUGUCAUAUUGAUGGAAAUCAAAAAGUGUACAGAUUCAGCAAAGUACCAAGGGGUCCAGUCCAGUGUUAUUAUCGUGAUGUAUUGAUUGCAAACAAUAGUUUUGUGGACUCUCAUUUAAAAAGUCUUUGUUCAAAGUCAAUUCAGAAUGAAGAUAAUUCUUGUGGCGACACCCAUUGGAAAGCUGCAAAAAUGGUCUCCAAAUCAAAGAAAAACCAAGACGAGACUGGACUUGAAGUUGCUGGAUGCAGGCACUCGAUUGCUCAAGCUACUUUGAACAUGUUCAGAGGAGAAAUUUAUGGCUAUGCUCACUACUUGCAUAUGAAUUUUUUACAACCACAUAAAGUUAAAUAUAUAUGGGAAGAUAUUAUAUGCAAAUAUUGGCCUUGGGCUCUACGUGUUACAUCGGAAGAAAAUCAAAAUGCGCUAAAAAAUAUUGCACCAGCACUGUCUAUAAUGCAUGGGAAAUCACACAGUUGGUCAUGUCAGGUUAUUUGGAGCGGAAGAUGGCAAAGUGGUGCGGCAGCAACUACUGGCGAAGAAGUUGAGCAAAUAAAUUCGUAUUUGUCAAGACUUGGCUCGACUACUAAAAAUAUGACGGCCUCCGGACGAGAAGAAUGCAUUACUGAACACCUUCUGAGUUGGAACAAGCGAAAAAUUUUAAACUUGGCAAAAUCACUUGUUAUUCGAAUGAAAAAGACCGAAAGGAAACUUUCAUCUGCCAGGGACGAUUUUGUAAAGUUAAGAAGCGAACUUAAUGUCCAGGAUUCUGACUUGGACGACUCGAUAAUGCAGUGGAAAGAAGAAGUUCAACAAUUUGCGAGAGAACAACAAAUUGGAGUUUCUUCGUUGAAAGGUGCCGCCGAAGAGUUCUUCCUUUUGCAUCAAACUGUUGAAAAUGCUCAACAUUUGGAGAAUUUUGUAAGAGCCAACGAUGAUCAAACGCAGACAUUAUUGGGUGAUAGGCGUUUCGUUCAUGACGCUCAAAACAAAGUGAAACAACUUGAACGAAAUGCAACAAGAUUGCUGGAAUUGAAAAGACAGCUUUUAGAUGGACAUGUGACAGAGGAGCAGCUUCUUGAGCAAGGAAAGUCGCAGCUGGCAAAAUCGACAGUAGCAAAGCUGCAGAAGAGAUUAGAAAUGUUGUAUUUUUCAGUCACUAGACGCACAAAAGAAAUAACUUCUCUUGCUGAUUCUAGCAAACGAAGAUCUUCCAUGAGAAAGAAAUGCGCUAAAGAGAAGUCCGAAAUAACAUCCACCGUAGAAGAGUUAAAUUGCCUCUCAAGUCUGUGUGGUCUUCCUACGACAAGUGCGGAAGAAGUCAUGUCUGGAUAUUUUGUUUGGUCGUUUAACCAGUGUGACAUAGAUAGUACGACUUCACCUGAUAUACCUGUGCGUUUCAAGGCACAAAUUGUCGAUAAGUACAUGUUAGUUAAAAGAUUGGAAGAGGAAAAAGCACUUCUGAACAUGGAGAUGAAAAAUUAUAUGAUUUAUUAUUUGGAAAACGUUUUGCCUCUCCUUUGUGAAAGAAAAGAGAAGAUUAAAGAUAGGAUAGUAUUUACAAAUAAUGUUGAUGAAUCUGAUGACUAUUCUUUCCUUGAAACAGAGAGCUUUCUUCUAGAUGAAUAUAAACAUCGCUAUUGUGUGCGAAAAGACACAAUGAAGACUCUGCAUGGUCGUCUCGCCAUCACAAACUGCGGAAUUGCAUUUGCCAGAGUGCAGUUGAAAAAAGGUUUUCAAUACUUUCACGACUUAGAACAGUCCAUAGUCAACGUAUACGGUAGUGACAGUGAAUCAGACUGUAGCGAUGAAGAUGACGUUCGUGAAGAUGACGUUUAUGAAGAUGUUGAAGAAGAAGAUGCAUAUAAUUCGUAGUAUUUUGUUGCUGAAAGCUGUGCUAUCAUAUUUUUGUGUGCAAUUUUUAUAAAUAGAAAAUUAUUUGCAUGUUGCUCUUUUUGUAAAUAAAAUGUAUGCACAUACACUUGCAAGUAUAUACAUCUAAGAAGAUA
This is a messenger RNA of Xenia sp. Carnegie-2017, 2724 nucleotides long. RefSeq lists its product as uncharacterized. The record is from RefSeq and is a predicted model, not a curated record. Lineage: Eukaryota; Metazoa; Cnidaria; Anthozoa; Malacalcyonacea; Xeniidae. The transcript is spliced from 14 exons. Bases 47 to 2590 code for a protein of 847 amino acids.